Tripterygium wilfordii is the source of this 1739-nucleotide messenger RNA. Its product is annotated as transcription factor bHLH18-like. NCBI's taxonomy places the organism in Eukaryota, Viridiplantae, Streptophyta, Magnoliopsida, Celastrales, Celastraceae. The record is from RefSeq and is a predicted model, not a curated record. Gene Ontology annotation, molecular function: protein dimerization activity. Bases 236 to 1261 code for a protein of 341 amino acids. The transcript is spliced from 5 exons.
GACGUGAUAUUAGUCUUGGUGAGCACUAUAAAGGUUUGGAGAAAGCAAAGUUUUCUGCUUUACUGGACAUCUAAACACAAAAAAGGGUGCAUUUGGUUUAUUGAAGGAUAGGGCUUCAAACUAGUACUGUUUCUAUCACAACUUUUGGCACUUUCUGCUCUGUGGGUUCUGCUUCUCUUGAACAUUUGUCUCUUCAAGUCCUCCAAGGAGCCCUUGGUCAAGAAGUAGCUUUUUGAUGGAGAUUUCAGCCGUCAGAGUGUUGCCUGAACUGGGAUUGGAGGACCCCAGCUUCUUCAAUCAAUGGCAUAUGAACUCUGUUGAUGAGUUCAGCAUAUUACCACUAGCAGCUGCAUUUGGGGAUAACUUGCACCACUCUUUCUCACACCAAACCUUCGAUAUCAAAACUGUUAUGGAAGCCUCUCAUGGAGACACUGAGAGGCCUGUGAAACUACUAAAGCCAAAUGGAUGGAACUCUUGCAAAACUGGGAUUGUUCAUAACCCACAAACUGCUUCUUCUCCCAAUGUUUUCUCCUUUGUCAAUCCGAACCACACAGAGAAACCGAGAAUCGUGAAGCCGAAGGAGGAGACAGUGGGUACUAAGAGCAUCAACAAGGAGAGAAUGGUGAUGUCUCAUGGCUCCUUUGGGAACCAAAGUCAAGCUCAUAAGGCCAGCCAGGGAACUAAAAGGAUUGACACGAGCGUGAGGCUUUCUCCCGCUCAAGAUCACAUCAUAGCAGAGCGAAAAAGGCGAGAGAAACUAAGCCAGCGGUUCAUCGCUUUGUCAGCCAUAGUUCCUGGACUCAAAAAGAUGGAUAAGGCCUCUGUUCUUGGAGAUGCUAUAAAGUAUUUGAAACAACUGCAAGAGAGGGUCAAGAUACUUGAGGAACAGACUAGGAAGAAAACUAUGGAAUCAGUGGUGUAUGUGAAGAGAUCCCAGAUUUUUGAUGAGGAUGAAAACUCUUCUUCAGGUGCAAACUUACCAAGUGGACCCUUGGAUGAACCACUUCUGGAAAUCGAAGCAAGAUUUUGCGACAAAAAUGUGUUAAUUAGAAUUCACUGUGAGAAAAUAAAAGGAAUUCUGGAGAAAACAGUGGCUGAAAUUGAGAAACUCUGCCUAACUGUUGUCAAUAGCAGUGUCAUGUCAUUUGGGACUUCUGCUCUUGAUAUUACAAUCAUUUCUCAGAUGGACGCGGAAUUCAGCAUGUCAGUGAAGGAUCUCGUGAAGAGUCUCCGAACAGCAUUCGAGUUGUUUAGGCAAUAAAGAAGUAUCAACAAUCUCUGCUUAAAGUUUGUGGACUUUGUGCAGCUGCUAGAAGCUAUGGAAAGAUAGAAAUAAUCGUAGUAAUACGUUCAAUCAGUUCAAACGUCUGUUUUACCAAAGUUAUUGUGCACAAGGCCUGUAAUGCUCCAGCACCAGAGAUUACUACUACCACCACCCUUUCAGCUUGUUUGCUGUGAAGUCCAUUUUGCAGGAAGGGUUUUUUGGGUCCGCCAGUUUUUGCAUGGUUACUUGUUUUCCAUGUUGAAUACCCUCCUGCUCCAAAAGAGUGACCUUAUACAGCUUGUUUCGGCCAAUAAUUUUUGGGUCUGUAGGGCAAACGGGGCUUUGUUGUUGUACUUUGUUUGGUUAGUAGUGUUUUAGAGGCAAUUAGGAGACUCUCCUUGCCUCUUUUUUCCUUCAGUUUCAUCUGGUUUGUAAAAGGUUUGUUGAAGUUAAUGCAAUAAUUUUAUCUCCAAAA